UUCUUCUUCAUCUCUCUCUCUUCCUGUGUUGGGAUCUGAAGUUUACUCACGCAACCUCUCCUUCUCUUUUCCCCUUACCCCGAGUGCCGCAAAUCCUUCCGAUCCCCGCGGAUUCAACGCUGAGGAAGAGGAGGAGGCGAAGAAAUCGGAAAUUGUCAAGAGAUGACGUCGUCGAGCUCGCCGUGCGCGGCGUGCAAGCUGCUGCGGCGCAAGUGCGCGCCGGAGUGCGUGUUCGCGCCGCACUUCCCCCCGGACCAGCCGGCGAAGUUUGCUAACGUGCACCGCGUGUUCGGCGCCAGCAACGUGGCGAAGCUGCUGAAGCAGCUCCGGCCGGAGCAGCGGGAGGACGCCGUCGUGUCCCUCGCCUACGAGGCGGAGGCGCGCCUCCGCGACCCCGUCAACGGCUGCGUCGGCUACAUCCACCUCCUCCAGCGCCGCCUCAGAGAGCUCCAGCACGACCUCUCGCUCGCCGAGAAGGAACUCUCCAACUACCUCCUCGUCCCCGCCGCCGGCCCCCACUUGGUCGGCCUCCCCCAUUACGCCUUCAAUCCCAGCUUCGCCGGAGGCAUCAACGGGGUCGCCGCCCCGAUGGCGAUGAAUAGUACAGACCCGGUGCUGCCAGUGGGGAUGCUGUACGAUCGGACGGGCAGCUUCGGAGCGACAGCAGCAUUCCGGCUGCCGGCGGUGCAGUUGUUGAACGGCGCCGGUGGAUUUGGAGCAUUGUUAGAGCAGCAACAGCAGCGGCAGUACCAUAAUCCUGAGCAAACACACGGCGAAGAGUAAGAUUGAUGGUUUAGGUCAUUUUUUAUCAUUAAUUAAUCAAAAUCAACAACAUCAAGAAAGAACAAGAUAUCGAAGAUAAAAUUUACCUCCUCCGUAUUAGUCCUGGAACAGAUUGAUUGGGGUGCUGAGAGCGAACGUAUUCAUCUUUUGCCAUCAAAAUAUUGAAGAUAAAAAAAUUAAGGGUAUAUGGAUACACAUACGGUAUAUAUGUAAUGCUAUUAUGUAUUCUUUCUCUCUCUCUUUCCCUGUAAAUUAAUCAGAUAAAUAUAUAUAUUGACCUAAGCAUUUGCACUGUGAGUAAG
Molecule: messenger RNA, 1085 nt
Organism: Zingiber officinale
Lineage: Eukaryota; Viridiplantae; Streptophyta; Magnoliopsida; Zingiberales; Zingiberaceae
Product: protein ASYMMETRIC LEAVES 2-like
Exons: 2
Coding region: 163-783 (206 amino acids)
Source: RefSeq, a predicted model, not a curated record